Molecule: messenger RNA, 3926 nt
Organism: Oppiella nova
Lineage: Eukaryota; Metazoa; Arthropoda; Arachnida; Sarcoptiformes; Oppiidae
Source: the annotation of a GenBank genome assembly
AUGUUAUUGCAGUUAUGGUGUAAAAUUAUGUUUAAACAAUAUGCAGUAAAUAAACAAUUAUUUAAUUGAAUAUUUUGAUUUUGUAAAUAAUUUUACAUUUAAACAUUUUCUAGAUUUAGUAAAUUUUAUAAAAUUAUUUUAUAAAAAUCUUAAUUGAUUUAAUUAUGGAUAAAUUAAGAAUGUGUUCCGUUUGCGGGGAAUUGGCUCAGGGCUAUAAUUUCUGUGCCAUUACUUGUCAAUCGUGCAAAGCUUUCUUUCGGAGGAAUGCCUACAAAUAUGAGAAAUUCAAGUGUAGAUUUGGCGACAUUUGUAUCAUCAAUGAAAAGACCAGAAAAAUGUGCAAAAAAUGUCGACUCAAGAAAUGUUUCGCUGUCGGCAUGAAAAAAGAAUGGAUACUCAAUGAGGAGGAGAAGCUGUUCAGAAGAGCCCAAAUUGAAGAGAAUCGCAAACUUAAGAAAAUCAAAAAGAAAACCUCCGACGAGUCAACUGGUAGUCCAUCAUCUGAUGCCUCAAAUGCUGAGACAAUUAAAAGCGGUUCCGAAGAAGUAGUCAAUGACGAGGAAAUUACUGAUUAUUUGCUACAAAUGGAUAACUUCUAUACCACUGAACCGAUUGACACAAACAGUAAUAAUGAUAAUGAGAUGUCUAUAGAGUCCAUACAAUCGGCUACAACUGAUUCAGAUACCAGUGAUGAGUCUAUGAAAGUGGUAUCAUAUAUAAACAAGGAAUUUUUAAUUGUCAGCGAAGGUGAAUUGAUUGAUGAGACCCAGAGUAUCGACUGCAAACACCGACUGGCUGUCCAAAUGCACUGCAACGCCUUAAAUCAAAUCAAUUAUAUAAGUUGUUUCAACUCGUUUGAAAUCAAACGACUCAAUGAGCUAACAAGUCUUUGCAUGUUUCAAUUGAUCCCGGGUCCUAAACGACUUAAACAAAUCAUGUUUAGCUCAGCGAAUGAGCUCAUGGAAAAGGCAGCCUCAUCAUUUGAUACCUCGCUUAUUAAAUUGGUUGAAAGGAUCAAGAGUAUAAGUGCGUUUCAGAGUCUGUGUCAAAAUGACCAGAUAUCCUUGAUCAAAUACAGUUGCAUUGAGGUGCAGUUGCUUAAAUGGGGACUAUUUUAUCGACACGAGAAUGAGGUCUAUAUUAUGGACGUGAAAUACAAGUGUAAGUCUAGAAACAACUGUCAAAUCGAUGGAAAGUCCAGACGAUUGUGUAAGAAAUGUCGGCUCAAGAAGUGUUUUGCGGUCGGAAUGAAAAAGGAAUGGAUACUCAAUGACGAGGAAAAGGAGUCGAGAAGACGACAAAUAGAAGAGAACAGAAUCAAGAAGUUUGGAGAUCAGAGGAAAAUAACUAAUGGCUCAACAAUUUGUACAUUUAGUUCAUCACCAGGUGUUGAUCCUCAAGAAACUGACAGUUUGUUAGUUGUCUCGCAGAAUGAAGAGAUCACUGAUUAUGGGGAGAAAGACAAGCGAAUCACACUUUUCGAUGAUAUUAAAUAUACAAGCUCAUUUGACGACUCGACCAUUUAUACCAUCUCUGUUACCACCGAUGAACUGAUGGAAAGAGUUGCCACAAAGUUUGACACAGAACUCCAACACCUUGUUGGCGCUAUAAAGCAACUGGGUGCCUUUCAAAGCCUACAGUUAAAUGACCAAAUUGCCAUGAUCAAGUAUAAUUGCAUUGAGCUGAGAAUUAUGCAAGCUGAAUGGAUACUGAAUGCCGAGGAAAAGGAGUCGAGAAGACGACAAAUAGAAGAGAACAGAAUCAAGAAGUUUGGAGAUAAGAGGAAAGCAAGCUACAACUUUUGUGCCAUAUCUUGUCAAUCAUGUAAAGCAUUCUUCAGACGAACUGCCUUCAAGUAUGAGACCCGAAGAUUUUGUAUAAAAUGUCGGUUAAGGAAGUGCUUUGCGGUCGGCAUGAAAAAGGAAUGGAUACUCAAUGAAGAGGAAAAGGAAUCGAGAAGACGACAAAUAGAAGAGAACAGAAUCAAGAAGUUUGGAGAUAAGAGGAAAGCAAUUAUGAAUUCAAUGGAUGAGCCCAUGUAUACCAUAUCCAUUAGUCCCGAUAAGUUCAUGGAAAGGUCUGCCCAGACGUUUGACGUAAACCUCCAGGAACUGGUCAUCACAAUAAUGAAUCUGGGUGCCUUUCAAAGCUACAACUUCUGUGCCAUAUCUUGUCAAUCAUGUAAAGCAUUCUUCAGGCGAAAUGCCUUCAAGUAUGAGACCCGAAGAUUAUGUAAGAAAUGUCGGUUAAGGAAGUGCUUUGCGGUCGGCAUGAAAAAGGAAUGGAUACUCAAUGACGAGGAAAAGGAGUCAAGAAGACGACAAAUAGAAGAGAACAAAAUCAAGAGGUUUGGAGAUAAGAGGAAAGCAAUUAUGAAUUCAAUGGAUGAGCCCAUGUAUACCAUAUCCAUUAGCCACAAUAAGCUCAUGGAAAGUUCUGCCCAGAAGUUUGACAUAAACCUCCAGGAACUGGUCACCACAAUAAUGAAUCUGGGUGCCUUUCAAAGUCUAUCAUUGAAUGACCAAAUAGCCGUGGUCAAGUAUAAUUGCUUUGAACUGGAGCUAAUAAAAGCGGGUUUAGGUUUUAACCAUAAAACCGGGAGUUGGAUUUUCAAAGGGGACAAUAAUUUAUUGUGCAAGUUAGAAUUGAAUUCUUUUAAUGGGUUUAAGCAUAACUUCCUGGCUAUUUUAAAGUACUACUUGAACACAUUCGCAAAGGAAUUUGACUCCGAUUUACAUAUACUCGGAUUGUUAAUACCCGUUAUACUAUUCAAUCCGGAGAGACCUAACAUUAUUCACAAGGAUAUGAUCGAGCUCCAGCAACAGUUAUAUCUCUAUUUGCUUCAAAAGUAUUUACGCUAUAACUUCUGUGCCCUUUCGUGUCAAUCGUGUAAAGCAUUCUUCCGGAGGAAUGCCUUCAAAGUGAAUGAGUGGAUACUAAACGAUGAGGAGAAGGAGAUCCGGAAGAAUAAGAUCGAAGAGAAUCGUAAGUCUAAGGAAAGGUCGACCGAUAAGAAGUCGAAGCCCAUGGAGUCGAUGGAGUCAUCCAUGGAGUCGACAGAAGUGGCAAAUAUGGAGAAAAACGACUGUUUGGUCGAAGUCUUCGAGAAUAACUCAUCCAAUGGCUAUAAUUUCUGUGCCAUUACAUGCGAGUCCUGCAAAGCGUUUUUCCGACGGAAUGCCUCCAAAAUUAAUGACUACAAGUGUCCGUUUGACGAGAAAUGCAAAGUCGACGUCAAGACCAGAAAGUUUUGCCGCAGAUGUCGGCUCCGGAAGUGUUACGCCGUCGGAAUGAAACAAGAAUGGAUUCUGAAUGAUGAGGAAAAGGAGAUCCGCAGACAUAAGAUAGAGGAGAACCGCCGGUGCCGACAGAUCAGUGAUAUUAACAAAGGACUCGCUACACCACCCGGUGCUCUAACGCACAGUUUCAAUGAAGGGAACCGUAAUUUUGCUAACUAUUCCCCAAACAAUUGCAUUACGGAAAUGAUGGAUCAGUCCAAUGGUGAUGACAGUCCUAUUAUCAAUGGAAAUGGUAUGUCAUACCCGACCGCUGUCAAGGUAUCGGUGAUUACAUCCGUGGGCUAUAAGUGUCCAUUUGAUGGCAAGUGUCGCAUGAAUGUCGUAAACCGAAAGUUUUGCAAAAUGUGUGAACACACAUCGCACCCGCGUAUAACCCAAACAACUCGUACGACACCAGCGGCACCGCCGCCAUCACCAGAAUAUAACAACUGUCCACCGCUUUCACAACCCAUUACUCCACACAUUCACCACCAGAAGCCGUCUGAUAUAAGACCUGUGAUGAACACAUCCAAUGGUAUGAAUUCAUGGGCUUCCGUACCAAACCUGCACCAAACGAAUACCGUUCCUCAUCUGCACCAAAACCAUAUGGCAAAGAGGUCGGCCUCACCCUCGCACCGACAGUCUAAA